AUGACCACAAUCCAAUUCUUGGGGCAUAUAAUCUCAGCUCAGGGCAUAUUUGUGGAUCCAUCUAAGGUGGAAGCUGUGUUGAGAUGGGAGCGUCCGAAAUCAGUGACUGAGAUUAGGAGUUUUGUGGGGCUGGCAGGCUACUACAGGAGGUUCAUUGAAGGAUUCUCUAAGAUCGUGGCCCCCUUAACCCAGCUGACUCGCAAGGAUCAGCCUUUUGCUUGGAUUGACCGUUGUGAGGUUAGUUUCCAAGAGUUGAAGCAGAAGCUGACUAGUGCGCCCGUGUUGGUGAUUCCUGAUACCAGUAGGCCUUUUGAGGUUUACUGCGAUGCCUCACACCUGGGGUUAGGGUGCGUUCUGAUGCAAGAAUGA
Vigna unguiculata (cowpea) is the source of this 369-nucleotide messenger RNA. Lineage: Eukaryota; Viridiplantae; Streptophyta; Magnoliopsida; Fabales; Fabaceae. The record is from RefSeq and is a predicted model, not a curated record.